AUGGAUAGGGUGUUCUCAGUGGAUGAGAUGGCAGACCCAUUUUGGUCGCCGCAGCCACCGUCGAACCGGCUGGAUUUGGAAGAGGAGGAGCAGUCUUCGUCCUCCGCCACUGCUGCAUCGUCCUCCUCAUCGAAGGCGAUGAAGAUGAACCGGAGUUCAUCAGAAUGGGCAUUUCAGCGUUUCCUACAGGAAGUCGCCACAACUGAUCAUUCCCCGGCGUCAUCGAUGAAUCUUCAAAACGCUGACGUUGUUGAGAUCGAAGACAAUAGUCAUCAGUCCAACCAAAGUGAGUUUAAUAAUGGUAAUUCUAAUCAGCAUCGGAAGAUGGCGGCGGCAGUGGCUGGGGGCUCUUUACAGCCUGCUAUUCCAGUGAAUUCUGAUGAGUACCAGGCCUUCCUUAAAAGCCGCCUCGAGUUGGCUUGUGCCGCCGUGGCGUUUACCAGGGCAGCUAAUGUAAAGGCUCAAGAUUUAGCAGCUGCGACUUCUGACAACGGGUCGCAGACCUCUAAUUCAUCGCAGCCACGGCCUCAGGUUCUUCAAAAAGCUGGUCGGGGUUUAUCGAGAGGAAAAGAUAAGGACUCUAGUGUACCAAUUGGUGUACCUUCCCUCCCUGCAAUGCCAAGAAAAUCUGUGACCCAGGUGAAGUCAACAACUAGUGGAUCAUCUGGGGACCAGUCAGAUGAUGAUGAAGCUGAGGGAGAUGCAGAAACAACUGAGAAUAUGGACCCUACAGAUGCAAAACGCAUGAGAAGGAUGCUCUCAAAUAGAGAAUCUGCUAGGCGCUCGAGAAGAAGAAAGCAAGCCCAUUUGACGGAGCUCGAAACACAGGUAUCUCAACUAAACAUGGAAAACUCUUCUUUAUUAAAGCGCCUCUCUCACAUAAAUCAGAAGUACAGUGAAGCAGCUGUUGACAAUAGAGUUCUGAAAGCUGAUGUUGAGACAUUGAGAGCAAAGGUGAAAAUGGCAGAAGAGACUGUCAAAAGGGUUACCGGAUUGAACCCUCUGUUCCAAGCCAUGUCUGAAAUAUCCACGAUGGCUAUGCCAUCUUUCGGUGCUAGUUCCGAUACAUUAGCAGAUGCUGCUGUACCAGUGCAAGAUGUCUCAAGACAGCAUUAUUAUCAACCUCCUCCUGAUAACCACCUGCCGACAAAUGAUCAUAGGGUUCAAAACAGUUCGGUGGAUAUUCCUCCGGUGGAUAACAUAGAGCAGAAUUCUGCAACAGAAGUCAGGGUGGACGAUGCCGGAAUGACUGUUUCUAUGCAGCGAGUGGCUAGCUUGGAACAUCUGCAGAAGCGAAUCCGUGGUGGACCAGGAAAACAUUAA
This is a messenger RNA of Fraxinus pennsylvanica, 1323 nucleotides long. The record is from the annotation of a GenBank genome assembly. Lineage: Eukaryota; Viridiplantae; Streptophyta; Magnoliopsida; Lamiales; Oleaceae.